Molecule: messenger RNA, 817 nt
Organism: Saccostrea echinata
Lineage: Eukaryota; Metazoa; Mollusca; Bivalvia; Ostreida; Ostreidae
Exons: 6
Coding region: 1-633 (210 amino acids)
Source: RefSeq, a predicted model, not a curated record
AUGAAUGCUCCAAGUUGUUCAUCAAGCAGAGAUUGUCAUUGCCAUGACGGAAAACACCCCUACUGCUCAGGACACACCCAUACUUGUCAUUGUUACGACUGCACCUCAGACAGCCAUUGUCAAUGCCAAGCAGGAGCAACUGGAAAGUGUUCAAGGGACCACAACCACCAUCAAUACUGCCAUUGUCAGGCUCAAAGUACCACUUCAAUCACCACUACUCUUCCAUUGGUGCAAUUAAAAUGUAGCAACCACAAGAUCAGUGUCAUCGAAUCCAUCGCAGAAAAUAUACAUGUGGAGGACAUCAGAGCAUCACUGUGUCCCAGUAAUAAUAAACACCAGUCGUCUGAGGCCUACGUCAUCCAUAAAUGUAAUUCCACGGAAAGGACCUCCUGGAUGCGAGGUUUAUCGGUAUACUCUUCAUGUAAAUCAAUUUUACCAUACACACCUAUUUCCACGUUCUUUGACAAAAGCACAAAUAUGGCGGGAUUUUUCAUCGACUGUACAGAAACGGGGACAGAAUUCAAGCUUAAGAUUGCGGCCCAGACGUGUACUGAUGCUCCGAUGAUAUUGACAUUAGAUGAGACGACUACUCCUCGUGUAUCAGAUUUCUAUACAAUAAACCAACAUCUGUAGCAAUAUUGAAUUUACGUUGUUUGUGAACCCUCACUCGUGCGUUGAGUUGAUUUGUCUGUCCCAAAUUGAAGAUUUACAAUUCAUACUAAUAUUUGGUUUGAAAACUUUCCCCUCUUUUUUAAAAGUGUAAUCUGUUCGCCCUCCUGAAUGAACUCACAAGUUCCACAUCGGGGUCACCACACUU